Molecule: messenger RNA, 693 nt
Organism: Venustampulla echinocandica
Lineage: Eukaryota; Fungi; Ascomycota; Leotiomycetes; Helotiales; Pleuroascaceae
Exons: 2
Coding region: 1-693 (230 amino acids)
Source: RefSeq, a predicted model, not a curated record
AUGCUCGAGCUACUGUUCUCGGGCUAUCAUGAAUGGCUUAAAAUUGCAGACGCCGCUCUUCCGCGCAACAUCUUUGGAUAUCUCCUCCAGCUCUGCCUGGAACCACUUCGAACGGAUCCAUUUACAACCGCUCCAUAUGAUGAUCCCAAAGAAAUCGCAAAAUGUGGACAGGGUAAUGGCAGGAGAGGCUUCUUGAAAACAGUAUUACCAGAAAGAGAAGGACCACGACCCCAGCUGGCGAAAUGGAUCGCGCCACAUAGGCAGAUCUCUCAAUUGACCGAAAAUGACAUGCACAAACUUCUCAAACAAGCUAUUGAUGAGCUAGUUGUCCGGUAUUCUGCAAGUGUUACAGUGAAAACUUCCCUGCUGGAGAAGGAAGGCGAUGCUGUUUUCGUUCACGACAAUAUACCCAUUCCACACAGCAUAGCCAAGAGAGUUAAGAGGGAAAUUGUACAUGUCCAUACCGGUGUUGGUAGUGGUGACUAUUCGAUGCAUCUUUGCUUGAGUCCUGUGGAUUGCAAGGAGGUUAUUUUGAGGAAGUGGGGAGAAAGACUCACACUUGCUGGGUCGCUGAUGCCUCAUGAGUAUCUGAUGAUUUAUACCCCCAGAACGAUCGAGGAAGUUCGGACUGUGAAAGAAAUUGUGCAGGCUGCUAUUUUAUUUAUGACGGGUGUUUCUGCUUUAAAUAAAUGA